This is a messenger RNA of Giardia duodenalis, 7587 nucleotides long. Its product is annotated as Kinase, WEE. NCBI's taxonomy places the organism in Eukaryota, Fornicata, Diplomonadida, Hexamitidae. The transcript has a single exon. Bases 1 to 7587 code for a protein of 2528 amino acids. The record is from RefSeq and is a predicted model, not a curated record. Gene Ontology annotation, molecular function: ATP binding; protein kinase activity. Gene Ontology annotation, biological process: protein phosphorylation.
AUGCCUUUUGCAGGCUCGGCGCACCCACCUAUACUACAGCAGAAAGGCCCGGCCAAGCAGAAAAUGCAGCGGCCGGAAACUCCCUUGGGAGCAAGCAUGGCGCGCCGCACCUGCAUGGAAGGCUCUCUUGUUUAUUUGGAUAAGUCUACGAACAUAAAGAGCAUGCAACGCGUCAAUCACUCAAUCAUAAUGGCUAACUAUACCGUGCUAGAGAUCCUCGGACAAGGAUGCUCUGGGAAAACCUACAAGGUUCUUUUCCAAAGGGACGGACGACUCUAUGCAAUGAAAAAGAAGCGAAGCGCUACCAGUGAAGACGUCAAGGAAGGCAUUCUGAUCACAUCGCUGAAGUGCCCUGUCUGUAUACCGUGCUAUCUCUGUUGGAUAGAGGACAAUAGUACGUACUUUGUCACAGACCUAGCUCAUUGUAGUCUCGAUAGCAUUCUUGACUACUAUCAUUUUCUUAUUGAGGAUCUCAUCUGGAUACUGAUGGCAGACAUCUCUAUGGCUCUGGAGUACAUCCACGCUAACGGGAUUGCACAUUGUGAUCUAAAGCCAGAGAACAUCUUGGUCACCAACAGGAUAGAUGGGUAUAACGUCCCUCCCAAGAAUUGUGGAGAUAGCUACACCAUUGACACUAGUAUGGACCGCUUAACUCCCAUAAACGAUCCCAAUCUCAAGAGGUCUUACGUAGCACAGCGUGCCGCCGCGUUGGCAAGAUCCAAGUCCGACAAGGCAAAGGACACAUACAUUAAUAAGAGCCAGAAUAAGCCUUUUUCAGUCGCCUCUUCCUCUCAUUCUCAGCAAGCUAGUGCAACCAACACUGUUCCCACAACUGGUGUAGCCAGUGUUGUCAGCACACCAAUGCAUACCAGUAUUGUGAGCACUGCAGUCAAUCAAAAACUGUCAGAGGACACCCUUUAUCCAAUCGCCUCAGAAAACGUCACGACAUCUAUGGAUCAACUCUCACUUCACACCACCUUUCCUCGCGCGCAAGUUAUCCACAGUGAUCUCAGGAAUUGCAUCUUAUCGACACAUAGACAGAGCUUUCCACUUAUUAUCUCACCAUGUUAUGAGCGUGCAGCUGACGGAAAAUACUUUGUUCGACACAAAAAGGGAGGGUUCCUCCUCGACAAGAUCAACCUGAUCAAGAGAAGCUAUUCAGAUAGCACCCUAGUGGUCCUGAAGCACACAGAAACAAUGUUGUCGAAUAAUUAUCCGCGUGAAUACAUCUUUUGUGAAUAUGAGGACCAAUUUCACAAUGAGGUGCAAGAUAAUUCCCACUUAAUCAUUCAGCACUUUGAGCUAGGGAGCCCGAUGAAGACAAGAUACUCCACCCCAAUGCAUAGGUUCAGUAGCACCUUGAACCAAACUAUGGACUGCCAGGCCGUGGACGCAGAUGUCGACCAAGGCAUGCGUAUUCCGCAUUUGGGCAUGUCUGAACCUGUCAUUAAUUUUCACUUCGUCAAUAUCUCUGAGCGGAUAAGUGACACAGAGUGGACACGCUCCUUUGAAAAACCCCAAAGCACAAUAGAAAACAGCGUGGACUCGGUCGUCUUUUCAAGCAAGCAAGACCUAGAGGUCUUUCGCGUUGAGGAGGAAUCCUCGGGAGGGAUGAAAUCCAACUGUGUCCCCAAUGAGUUAAUGCGCCACAGCUCAGUGCUUGCUGUAAGUGCAAAGUCUUUAGAGAAGGCAGAUGACGUCAUAGAGGAUCUAGAAGAAUCACUGACGGCAACGCAACCCUCUAAGAAAGUGGAGGUCGAUCAUCUCAGCACUGAUGCCACUCUCCAGAAUACAUCACCAACAUCGCAGAGCAACAAAGCAAUAACCUUACUAGCCACAUGCAAGCAUGAUCACACGUGCCAUUCUGCCGUUUUCAAUUGCAGUGAAGACUCGUCCACAACUAACCCAAAACACGCAACCAAGCUUGUAAGCCUUCAGAAGGAUAAGUCAGUAUUGUGUGCUGCAUUUCGAAAGCUUCCUCGUAAUAACAGCUACCGACUAGCCCUUCUCGCCAUGGUCAGUAGGAAGCCCCUGUACAGUCUGUACUUUAAUACCAGAUUCCUUUACAGGAGAAGACCUAACCAUUGGGCAUACUAUUUCAACCAUUGCAAAAAGCAUACCUAUCACAUAGCAAAGCCAUCCUUUCUUCUCUGUAGGAGUGUCAAUAGUGUACCAAUUAAGCCAAAAACCUUGAUGGACGAGAUACUAUCAUUGAGCCAUUAUGACCAUAACUCCCAAAUACCUACGGUUACCAUGCCAGCUCCUCAGGAUCAAGAGUCAGUAGACCAAGAUUCUCGCGGUAUUAAAAGUGCCAUAACCAUUGGCUUAGCUAAGAACUUCUUACUAGAUAGCUGCUCGUCGUCAGGCCUCUAUAUUGAUGAGAAAUCCAUCAAGUAUGCCAACCACGACUCUUCCAAGUCCAGCAUCUUGUCGAGCCAUUUAGAGGGAGACAUUUCGCCCAGUAUUGAAGCAGAUACAUUUACAAAGCAGCUAUCAUCAAUUCCUCACCAGUCACGGUGUGCAAUGCUCCCUGCCCCAGCGACUACUGGGCAAUGCAGCCAUCAGCCUAACUUAGCCAUCCAGUACAAUUUUGAUAGAUACCACCACUCUGGAGAGAACCCCAAGGUGGACACUUUCAGAAAGCGGGGGCACACAAUGUAUAACUCUAGCAGGCAUGCUUUGCAGGCCACUACGUCUCCUCCUAGUAGAUCAUGCUCCCAAGGCCUAACAACCUGGAGCGUAUCUCGGCCCACAACCGACCUGUCUCUUUCUUUGCUACUGGAACCUACAUCUACCUACGACUCAGCUAUAACAGAAUAUGCACAGUACAGAACAAAUAACUUUAAAACUAAUUCCCGACAUAAUGAAUUGGCAGAGUCAUUGAACAAACCAACCUUGCAAGGACAAAAAAGGCAAAAUGCAUUUCUAGGGUCACUCCCUGACGACAUGCAGCUCUUUAAUCUCUCUCACAGUGCACACUUUCAAAAUGGCAGCUUCUCAGGAGACAUCCAACCACCGUUCUUUGAAGAUUAUAGCUAUCCUAAUUCGCGAUAUGCAUUUAGUCCCGCACAGGCUUAUAAAACCCCGUUCACGAGAUCUACUGGCUCUCAAAAGAAGCAUGACCCCUGCAUAUACGCAUCAUCAAGCAAAGUCCAUCGUCUUUGUAGGCCAAAGGACAUGUAUGCUGUGCUCGAUGUGCAUCCUUUUCAACAGAUGGGGUUUAUGGACUCGGAUAUCUCUUGCUUGCUGCCCCCCUAUGGGUAUCAAUUAUAUAGGGCAAACAACCUCUUGUCAACAUCUAUGUGCGGAGAUACAUAUGGAAAUCACAGUCCAAUGAACUUCUUAUCAUUAGUGCCUUCUACUUCCCACACGCCUGUCAACGUAGUUCCAGUUGCCGUUGAUACAGAGCACAGCAGUCCUGAGUCAUCCUCCUCUAACGAAGGAUCCGUACAGCACACUCCCCUACUGACGCCUCGCCAGUUUCCAGUUCUUCCAGGCCCUCCUGACCGAGAUGCUAACUGUUCAAACUGUUCACAGCCCUCUAUCAAGUCUGCCUCUUUUCAGGACAGUAUGAAAUGCGGUGACCAAACUAAGCAGUCUAAUAGACCUAUCUUCUCACCAGUGUCCUCAGAUACGUCCCUGAGCAGGUCUUCAGUGAUCAAUACAUGCAAUUCUCAGUCAAUCCUUCAGAACCUGGUCUUUACCCUUUCCGACUUCGGGCACGCUCAAGAAGCACCAUUCAAGGAAAGUAACACAGGGGAUAGUCGAUAUAUAUGCCCCCAAUUUUUGCGUACGGGAAUCCCAGAUUACUCAGCAGAUGUAUAUUCUUUUGGGAUGACAAUCCUUGAAGUCAUGACUAACGUCAACAUUCCCCCCAACGGCGAGUCUUUUGAGUGUUUGAGAAGCCACAAAAAAGCCGUAUUAGACAUGCUGGAUGCUAACGUAUUUGGGCGGAACUUAAGUGCACAGUUGCACGAGGACGAUGCAGCAGGGUCUGACCUUCACAGGUCUUUAUCGUUCAUUACGCCGCGCAUCACCUACAGUAAAGAUCUCUGGCUGGCAAUGUUGGAUCUCAUCGAGCCAGACACGUCUCUACGACCCUCUAUUAGGACUUGGCGUAAAAAGUGGAAAAGUCAGCUGGACCGUAUAGACAGAACUAAGCUUUACCAAAAGAUAGAGUCUGAUCAGCGCGCAGUUGGCCUAAUAAUGAACGACCGUUUAGCACCGUCUGCCGUUGAUAAGAUGAAAGAUGCUAGUUCCAAAGAUCUUCUUUUCCCGCAGCAUACAAGUUUUACCAACGGCGAUAGCAGCCAUAACCCUUUUCAGUCCACAGUCUCAUCUUGCAAAUCCAACGCAGACUUUAUCAAUACACUGAACUCAACGUAUCAAUCUAAAGUAUAUUAUAACAAAGACAAUCAAAUACACCCCCAUUCUAUCAAUAAUUCCACAGCAACUAGCACUAAAAUGGUUCCUAUUAAAUGGUUAGACUCUUGCUUCUGCCAGGACCCCUCGAAGUCUACAAAUGCAAUUUCUUCUAUUAACAGACCUGCAGAUAUGUUAAACACGCGACCACUGAAUUAUGGAGAUCUGCACUGCUCAGCUCACCUUGACACUCAGCUGAACCCCAGUGACUUGUGCCACGAUACGUACAAACACGCUGUCCCGGUUCCUGGGACAUAUACUUCAAUCUGCUCUUGUGAUACUCCAUGCAAUGUUUACGCCAAAUCAAGGAGCAGGAGCCAUUGUACUGACUUUCAAUCACGGACAGAGUUGCUGGGUCCAGAUAUAGGAGACGACUAUCUGGACUUCGGCUUAUCCUAUAGGCAAGAGUCCAUGACUCCGACAACCAUUGUUAUAAACAAACAGCACACAAAUACACAGGGCUCUUUACAGCAAGAUCAUCAUCAUGUUGUAGGAGCUAUGUCGAUGGGCCCAGCAAAGUCGGUGCACAAAUCAGCUCGCUCAGAAGGAGCUGAAACCCCUGCGUCACUUGAGAGGUGCGGCUAUCUGUCGCUAAAUUGGCACUCGUCACUAAACGAAGAUAGCUUCGAACUGGAUCACUCUCAACUGAAGUCGCCGACAAGUGCCCUUCAGAAAGCUCAUCAGUCUGCGUUGACAUGUGCAGGACUCGAUGUGGGAGCACUAGACUCGUUUUCCAUCCGGGCAGAGUCGGAUAUGAUCCUGCUUGACAAUCGCAUGCGCGAGGCCCCUUCCGAGAUUCAGGUGGGAGAGCCGUUCCCCAUUAGCUUUCAGUCGCAUGAGUCCAGCGAGUCCGCGCUUCUUUCCACGGAGCUGCAGCUAAAGGCUCUCGUAGACGACGGGAGUUGUGAGAACCUGGACGUAGAACCCAAGGAUAGUGACCACCUCAUAAAGAGCGCCGUGAACACGACUCUCAGCUCUAAGGCACACGCCAGCACACAAUCGGUGGCAUUGUUUGCCUCACCUCGCAAACCGGCAGAGCAGACCUCCGCCACUUGCACCUCAGAGAGUCAGAUCGACUCUAUCCAGAACGACACAUUGGCUGUUGGUAAGCACGUUGCAGUCGGGCAAGCUCACUCUAGUGCUAGUUUCACGUCCAAUACGACAGACCGUGGAAAAGCGAACAAUCCGACGCAAUCCAUAGUUAACACGCUUCUAAAUUCUCCUGUGUCCGGGAUCUUCGAACACAGUGAUCACAGUGACCUGAGCGUCCAUAGUACCAAGAGUAGCAAGAGCUGUAACAGUACGCUCCACCAAAGCGUAGUGCAUCCAAAGAGCUUCGUCAAAAGCUCCCUAUCAGAUCAGAAGUCCCAUCUGGGACAAAAGGAUUAUGCGAGCACCCAAUCACUUACAUCCAGUUGCGAGAGUGCCCUCAGAAACACUCACUCACUGCCACACAUAUCUCCACUGUGCUCUUCGUUGAGGUCCGUCAUACUCAGCGCUAAUCCCAUUGAUGUGGCCGAAACCUCUCCGGAAAGCCAAUCGGUGAGCCUUUGCGCAGAUGGUAUAUCCCUUCUGUCCGCACGCCGUGGAAGGGCUAUCAGCCAAAUAACCCGCCGGGAGCUGCAGACCAUUGGGGUGAACUCGGCCGUAGACGAUAGUACCACGUCUCUGCACGAAAGGCCGGGAUACUGUCCGGUUUGCAAGCUUUUACGUGUUCCUUCGGACUUGCGCCUCACGCAGCGCGCUAUGGCCUUGUGCCCCUCUUCCUCUCAGGCUGAAGAGCUUAUCCAUUACUGUGUGUGUGCCCAAGCAAGCGCCUUUCCAGAUGCAGGAGAGUUCACCCAUUCUUAUUCAGAGCCUGCAUGUACUAACUACAGUAACCACUCUAUUGACAAGCUCAUUCUUUCGUGCUACAUACAGAAGGACAACUGCGAUGCUAAUAGCCACGCCCCGUCCCCUCUUCCUCGCGCUGCUCGUAGUGGGGCAUCCUUUGGCCCGGGACCCUUGGUUUCUCAGGAGGAUGUUGGCAAGAACAAUGACAGAACGGUGUCUGCCAACGAUUGUGAGUGUUUACCGAGUCAAUUUGUCCUGUCGCACGUAUCUGUAUCGCACCCUUCCUCAACAGUGGGCCCCUGGAUGUUACCCUUCAGCAAAACAAGGUCGCUUGUGCUCACUUACACCGAGAGGCUAAUAGUUUCUGCGAUCUCGUACCUGUCACUUCGCUCCGGAAUAUAUACCUCAAUGCAGGUUCCAAGCGAGGCAGCGGCAUCCUGCUUCACGAAAUAUGAGCAAACGCCAACUGUAAUCGGAUGUAAGACGAACCAGGUACUUUUGUCUAAAGUAGAUACGGUCUGCGAGCCUGGUAAAAAGCACUGUUUAGAAGCUGGGAGUGAGGUAAGAGAGAUUGGCGACGACUCUACUAACUCAGUCGGGAGCUCCGGGGCGGAAAGGGUGCGGUUAGCCUGCAGGCACCGAAGGAGGUCUGCCGGUAACACAGGAAAUUUCAAGGCAGUGGGCUGGGCAGACGAUCUGGGUGGAACGGAGGGGCGCACACAAAAGCCCCGCUAUAGCACUUUAUCUCAUUCAAAGUCCGGGAUGCUCACACGAUUGCCAUAUGCAGAGCUCCAAAGACUUGGAUACGUAACUCCACUACCGAAGCAACGAAGGACGCCGGUAAAGUGGAAAAAGCCUAGUAAGGUUUUCUUACUUUCUAAGGAAAUAUCCACCUGCUCGUCUAGAGAGCCGUGCAUAUCUGUGUGCUCUCUGGCCUUCACGGCGCAUGGCGUAUUCAACUGUCUGCUGCUUCUGGACAUAGGGCUCAUUGACUUUUUUCAUACAGCACGCAUGUUUCGGUGGAUUGGCGUUGUAAUUACAAUCGUUCUAGCAGGAGUUUUAGCAUCUAUAUUGAAGGAGCUCAACACAUACCUAGUCUUUGAAGACAAGAGUCCGGGAUACGUCUGUGUUCCAUAUACACGGAUAUACGUCUCCCCGCGCCAGAUCGUGGCUGUCUGUCUGCGCUUCCUCCUGCCGACAGUUUGCUUUAUGGCAACAGGAGUGGGGCUAAGCCUGUACCCACAGUCACGUCUUCUGAUGCUUCUGUUGGCUCUACUCGAGUGUAUGUUCGUCGCAAAAAUAAGCAAAUUCUCAAUUCGGAACAUUUCGUAG